CUCGCUCUGGGUAGAAAGGUUCUUCAUCGGGGUAUACCUAAUUUACACUAAAUUUGGUUGACAUAUUUAGAUUAAGGAAAGAUCUAAUCUCGGAGUGUUAAACGCUUUCUUUGUUAAGCUAUGGCUCUAAUCUUGCAUGCUAAGAAGACCCAUAAGAAUUCAUUCAAGACUCUCAUUGUCGCAGAGUACAGUGGUAUAGAUGUCAAACUUGCUGACAAUUUCGAGAUGGGUGUCUCAAAUAAAACACCUGAAUUUCUCAAGAUGACCCCUAUCGGGAAGGUUCCUGUGCUGGAAACACCUGAUGGCCCCAUUUUUGAAAGCAAUGCCAUCGCUCGAUAUGUUACUCGCUUGAAGGCUGAUAAUUCUCUGUAUGGUUCGUCUCUUUACGAACGUGCCCUUAUUGAACAGUGGAUUGAUUUUGCUUCACUGGAAAUUGAUGCUAAUAUCAUUUCUUGGAUUAUACCAAGGAUGGGGCGUGCUGUGUAUCUUCCCCCAGCCGAGGAUGCAACAAUUGCUGCGUUGAAGAGAGCAUUGGGUGCUCUAAACACUCAUCUCGCUUACAACACUUACCUGGUCGGACAUUCUGUGACCCUUGCUGAUAUUGUGAUGACAAUGAGCCUUUUUUUGGGUUUUACCCAUUUGAUGACCAAGAGUUUUAUCUCGGAAUUUCCUCAUGUCGAGAGGUACUACUGGACAAUGGUUAAUCAACCGAAUUUUAAAAAGAUUAUGGGCGAGGUCAAGCAGGCAGAAUCUGCAUUACCCAUUCCUUCUAAGAAGCCAUUGCAGCCAAAAGAAGCUAAACCAAAGGUCAAGGAUGAACCAAAGAAAGAAACCGAGAAGGAGCCUGCAAAGCCCAGAGCAGAGGCUGCGGAGGAGGAAGAGGCACCAAAGCCGAAACCUAAGAAUCCUCUCGAUUUGCUGCCUCCAAGUAAGAUGGUACUGGAUGACUGGAAGAGGCUGUACUCUAACACGAAGACAAACUUCCGUGAAGUCGCAAUCAAAGGAUUUUGGGACAUGUAUGAUCCUGAGGGAUACUCCCUUUGGUUCUGUGACUACAAGUACAAUGAGGAGAAUACAGUAUCAUUCGUCACUCUGAACAAAGUAGGCGGGUUCCUGCAAAGAAUGGAUUUGGCACGCAAGUAUGCAUUUGGGAAGAUACUGGUGAUAGGCUCCGAAGCGCCCUUCAAAGUCAAGGGACUCUGGCUUUUCCGUGGGCAGGAAAUCCCCCAAUUUGUGAUUGACGAGUGUUACGACAUGGAACUUUACGAGUGGAAGAAGGUCGACAUCUCGGACGAAGCCGAGAAAGAGCGCGUGAAUCAGAUGAUAGAGGACUACGAGCCAUUCGAGGGUGAACCGCUUUUGGAUGCCAAGUGCUUCAAGUGAUUUGCAUUUGCUGUUGAUUUCUUAAACUCGUGUUUCGGGCUUUGGCAUUUGCUCGGUGAAUGUAUGUUAACUACUUAUCUCAUAGUUGUAAUUCUAAUCCAUGUUUUAAUGUCACACGAG
Hibiscus syriacus is the source of this 1503-nucleotide messenger RNA. Its product is annotated as elongation factor 1-gamma-like. The coding region runs from base 121 to 1383 and encodes 420 amino acids. Gene Ontology annotation, molecular function: translation elongation factor activity; glutathione transferase activity. The transcript is spliced from 8 exons. The record is from RefSeq and is a predicted model, not a curated record. Lineage: Eukaryota; Viridiplantae; Streptophyta; Magnoliopsida; Malvales; Malvaceae. Gene Ontology annotation, biological process: translational elongation.